AUGAUACUCAUCAUGCUCAUUGUCAUACAGGUUCAUUUUAUAGAAGAAUGAACCAUGAUGAACCGUGGAACCCAGACAAGAUUUUCCUUAAAUUUUGGGACAGAAUAUACCAUAUGAAUAUACCCUGGUGCCCACUUUGACAUUUCCGUUAAUUUGAGGGGCCACCAAGUUGUUUUGUAGCUGCGGCAAACCUAAUUUCUUCUUUUUGGUAUAACUAACGAUGGGUCAUAUAUAAGGAGAUGGUUUCCCUCUAACAGUAAUUUUUUCCCGCUUGACUCAGUUUGUACUAAAGACAUUCAAUUUAGAGUCUCAACCUCUUACUAGUUGAUAGUCCCCAAUAUAAUUGCCCUAGCGAAUUCUCUUUUAUUGGUCAAUUGUUGAACUGUGGAAGCCUGGAAGGCAAGGCAGGCUUUUAAAGAAAACCUGGCGAAGUAAAUUUUCAAUUCUGUAUCUAACUGGGUGGAAUGGUAGACAAGCGUUUUGUUCAAGUAUACCAGGAAAAAGAUGGGAGACGUGUGUGUGGAGAAAAAGGUGGAACCCUUUUUGGGAAUACUCUAUGUAGGGAAGAUAAAGCGAAAAUUGGCCGGUGCACAUCACGAAACGUGGGCUCCUUGCCUUGUCUUGACUUGGUGGCAAUUGGUAAAUGAUGAAUGGGCAUGUGCCAUUCUGCUUAUGCUUUCUAGUAUGCACAGUUGGUUGUACCCAACCCGUAACCCUCCUGAAUUAACGUGCUCCUUUUUUAUUGGGGGGAUGGGGAAUUACAAGAGUCAGUGUUUUCUUGGGCUGAAGUUUGAAUGUGACGGGUCAUUAAAAGGUGAGUUAAGGUUCUGUGAGUUGAUCUCAAAGGAUGAGAUUGCUGUUUGGGGCCAUGACCUUACAAUUAUUAGAUGUCAAAAACUAUCUCAACAAGUGGACAAGGCUGUAUGGAAACCUGCAAAGAAUGGUUUGUUUACUAUUUCAAGUUGCUAUGAGUUCCUAAGAGUGAAACACCCUAAGCUGGAAACGUCGGAGAUGGGUGGCAGAGGCCGGCAGAGAAAGAAAGAUCCGCCGCCGAAGGGUGGUGUUGCAACAAAAAUAACUGAUCUGAAAGAUGAUAAUGGGGAGCAAAAUAGCAUCUCAGUUGAGGAAACCAACAAAGAGCAAACUGAGGUCGUGAAGCUUGUUGCUCGCGAUCCAAACCAGAUGGGUCUCGAAAUUGAGAAAUCAGAGCUUUUGAGUCCAGAUCUAGGGGAGAAAGAAAGGGACGCUGAAGGAAUUUUGCUAGAUCUAGCAGGUUCGACGCAAGGCCAAAGGAAAAGCGGUUUCGAUGCUGGUCCCAGGGAUGGAAGAGCAGAUAAGGGGAAGAGACAGGUCGACCCCGUGGAAAGGAAAGGAGUGAAGGGGAAGAAAGGAGUGCGCUUGGAGACUCAGCCUUCUGUCAUCCAGAUGAAGCAACCUUCUGGGGAAAAGGACGCUGGUUCUACAUCUGGCACGGCGAUGCCUCCUAGUGCUCGGUGGAGUGAUCUGAUUGAGAAGGAGAAAAGGGAAUUUCAACUAUCCCUAAAGCAGAAGCCACUGCGUAGUUGGGCUUCGGUUGUGGAAGGGAAUAGGGAUAUCAGUAAAGGAUGGGAUUUGCAAUACAUAAAGCCUCAAGAUCCAACUGGUGCUGUGGUUAUUACUGAGGAUGAAUGGGUUAAAGGGUCAAAGAUUUGGGAGAAUGCUCUUGUUGGGUAUGUUCUGGGAUCUAAACUUGAUUUUAAGGAUGUUGCAAAUUUUGUGAAUAACAGGUGGAGGGAAUUCCAGGUGCCUAAGGCGUUUAUGCUGCGAAAUGGAGUUUUCUUGUUUGAUUUUGGUGAUGGAGAUGCAAAGCAGGCGGUGCUAGAGAGGCGAUGGACAUUUAAUGGGCACCCUUUGAUUUUGAAACAGUGGACUCCAGAUUUUGAUCCUGACAAUUUGGAUAUUAGUAAGAUUCCUGCCUGGAUCCAAUUUCCUGAACUCCAUUUGAGUCUUUGGAACCCUAAGAGCUUAGGAAAGCUAACAAGCUAUGUAGGAGUUCCUAUUGCAACUGAUGCAUUAACAGCUAAAAGGCAAAGAGUGGCUUAUGCUUGUAUGCUAGUAGAGAUGGAAAUCAUGGACACUCUGCCCCGUGUAGUUCCUAUUAUUGGUCCAAAGGGUGUGUUCCAACAGCCUGUGGUCUUUGAAUGGGAGCCUGUCAGAUGUGGUAAAUGUAGAAACUUGGGGCAUGAAGAGAAAAACUGUACUACUAAGGAAAAAAAGGUGUGGGUUCCAAAAAAACCUGCCGAGGAACAGGUGGUCAAGCAGAUAGUUGGCACGAAGUCUUCUGAGGGGAAUGAUGAAUUAUGUGGUGGUGAAGUGCAAACUGCUAUUAAUUCAGCAAAUGUGAAGCAGAGUACACUUUCACGUCCUUCUGGAAAGCUGAUAGUGGAAAGAAAUGAGCAAAGUCUAGGGCAACUGGAAGUGGGAGCUAUGAAGUCAGUGAAUCUGCAGAGUGAGACUAGUGUUGGCACAGGGGAUAAAGAGAUGAUGCAAAAGGUAGCAGGGGGAGAAUCUUCUGUAAAUUUGAGGGUGACUGAAGUAAUACAAACAGACCAAUUGCUACAUGUUGAAGUAUGCUCUGCAGUUGGGGAUGUUAAAUUCUUGUGCACAAUUGUCUAUGCUUUUAAUACUUUUGAUGGUAGAGUAGCAUUAUGGGAUCAAGUUAGAGCUCUAGACGUUGAAAAUGUGCCAUGGAUAAUUUCUGGAGAUUUUAAUACAACUCUAAAUUAUGGUGAAAGGGUGAAGCCUGGUGGAGUUGUUUGGGGAGAUACCUCUGAGCUCAAGGAUUUUGUCAAUAGAAUGGAGGUUUUUGACUUGCAAUUUUCAUGUGCUUACUUCACUUGGAGUAAUAAGCAAAGGGAAAAUGACAGGUUGUGGUGCAAGCUGGACAGGGUAAUGGCUAAUACAACAUGGGUUAGUGCAUUCCCAAAUACUUCUGUUGUCUUUCUAAAUCCACAAUCCUCAGAUCACUCACCCUCUUUAGUGUCUGUGGAUGUAUUGAUGAAUGAGAAACCAAGGCCAUUUAGAUUUUUCAAUGCUUGGUCUAAGGAUGAAAACUUCCUUGAUAUGGUUAGGGAAGCUUGGAGUGUGGAUAUACAGGGAUGCCCUAUGUUUGUUGUAUUGCAGAAAUUGAAAUUGGUAAAACAGAAGAUGAAGCAGUUGCAUAAAAAUAGAUAUGGAAACUUGGAGGGAAGAAUAAAAGAUAUGACAGCAGAGCUACAAAAUGUUCAAGCGUCCAUGCAGAAUGCUUUAUUUGAUGAGACUUUGGCUGCAAAGGAAAAGGAACUUCAACGUGAAUUAACAAAGCUUGAGAGAGCAAAUCUGUCCCAUAGAAGUGUUAUUAACUCCAUCCUGAACUGUGAAGGAGUUAGAGUGACUCAGCCUAAACUCAUAGAACAAGAGUUUUUAAUGUUCUAUCGAAACUUGUUUGGAAAGGCAAAAGAAGGUGUUCAAGUAGUUGAUAUGAACGUUAUCCACAGAGGCAGAAUGUUAACUACUGAAGAGUCAGAAGAGUUAUGCAGGCCAUUUACUACUAAGGAAGUGGAGAUUGCCCUAUUUUCAAUUCCUUCAAACAAGUCUCCAGGGCCUGAUGGAUUCACUUCAGGGUUCUAUAGAGCAGCCUGGUCAAUAAUUAAAAAUGAUGUCAUGGCUGCUGUGUUGGAUUUUUUUUACAGUGGAAAAAUCCUCAAGCAAAUUAAUGCCACCAAUAUUACUAUUGUUCCGAAGGUGAGUUGCCCAAAUGUUGUCAGUGAUUAUAGGCCAAUAGCUUGUUAUAAUGUCAUCUACAAGGCGAUAUCAAAGCUCUUAACCCAGAGGAUUAAUGAAGUGUUGAGCAUGCUAGUUAGCAGUAAACAAACUGCAUUUGUGAAGGGCAGAUCUAUAACGAAAAAUUUAUUGAUUUGCCAAGAUCUGGUGAGGAACUAUCAUAGAAGUAGGGGGCCAGCUAGAUGCUUAAUGAAAAUUGAUCUACAAAAAGCAUAUGAUUCAGUGGAUUGGGGUUUUGUUAAUGCAAUGUUAAGAGGGUUGAACUUCCCUGAUAGAUUUAUUAACUGGCUUAUGCUUUGUAUUUCUACUACCAGAUUUUCUGUAUUGAUAAACGGACAGCCAAAGGGUUAUUUUCAGGGACAACGAGGGCUUCGACAAGGUGAUCCAAUCUCGCCUUAUCUAUUUGUGCUAGUGAUGGAAUAUCUCACAAGGAAAUUGAAGGAGUUAGAUAUGCAGGAGAAGUUUAAAUAUCAUAGUAAGUGUCGAGUGAUGCAACUUACGCACUUGAUCUUUGCAGAUGACAUUAUGCUGUUUUGUAAGGCUGAUGAGGAGUCCACUGUUUUGAUGAUGCAAAAGUUUGAGCAGUUUGGCCGAGUCUCUAGGUUGGAAGUGAAUAGAAUGAAGAGUCAGGUUUUCUUCAGUGGUGUUAGAGAAGGACAGAAAGUUGCUUUAAUUCAGAAGCUGGGUUUUGCUGAGGGACAGCUUCCAGUAGAGUUCAACUAGUUAACUCUGUUUUAUUCCACAUUCAAGUUUUUUGGAGUGGUGCUUUAUUGAUUCCUAAGAAAGUGUUAAA
Messenger RNA from Rubroshorea leprosula, 4594 nucleotides. Lineage: Eukaryota; Viridiplantae; Streptophyta; Magnoliopsida; Malvales; Dipterocarpaceae. The record is from the annotation of a GenBank genome assembly.